This is a messenger RNA of Megalobrama amblycephala (Wuchang bream), 2916 nucleotides long. Its product is annotated as gastrula zinc finger protein XlCGF57.1-like. The record is from RefSeq and is a predicted model, not a curated record. NCBI's taxonomy places the organism in Eukaryota, Metazoa, Chordata, Actinopteri, Cypriniformes, Xenocyprididae. Bases 475 to 1794 code for a protein of 439 amino acids. Gene Ontology annotation, cellular component: nucleus. The transcript is spliced from 3 exons.
AUUAAUGUCAAAUACAAAUGUGAUUCAUUCAAUACAAAAAAAAUGGCAAUUCAAGUCAAUAAUAUCAUGUGUGAGUUGCUGCCUAUGUAGAGUGAUUCAGAUCGCUCACUAACGAGUUUGAAAUAGUUAAACAUUCUUUCCAAUCCUUUGUAAUAUUAAUACUUGACUUUAUCCUUGCUUGUGACGAUCACAAAUGCUCUGUAGUUGGUAUUAUAAUUGUGAUUACUUAACACUUGCUUACAUUUACAGAUAAAUCAAUCCUUUAUCUUAUCAUUUGAAUGUGUUUUCUGUAUGUUAAUUUCCAUUAUUUUUUUAGCAUGUGAACAGGACUUUUAUUUUGGUGUGGUGAUAUGUCGUCAUAAGUCUGCGCCAAGCUCCUGCAUCUGUUGUGAUUCUGCUGAAGAAAGAGUGUCCAAACACACAGAGAAACUCCUGGUGAAGCAUCUGAGAUCCACGUGACCCACUAUUAUAAAGAUGGAGUUUAUUAAAGAGGAGAUUGAAGACGUGAAGAUUGAAGAAACAUUCAGAGUCAAACAUGAAGAAACUGAGGAACAAACAGACCUGAUGGCAUUAAAAGAGGAGAGUCAAGACCUGAAUGAAAUAGAAGAGAAAGACCAGUAUGAGAAAUAUCAUGAUCUUAUUACUGGAGAAAAGUCAUUUGGUUGCUCACAUACUAAAAAGACUUCACGAAAAAGAGCAAAUGGAUGUUAUUUCACCUGCCAACAGUGUGGAAAAAGUUUCAACAGAAAAGAACGUCUUAAAAACCACAUUAGGCUUCAUACUGGAGAGAAGCCUUACACCUGCCCUCAGUGUGGAAAGAGUUUCACUGAAAAAGUAACCCUUAACAGGCACAUGAAAAUUCACACGGGAGAAAAGCCUUUUACCUGCCAACAGUGUGGAAAGAGUUUCAACAGAAAAGAACAUCUUAAAGGCCACAUUAGGCUUCAUACUGGAGAGAAGCCUUAUACCUGCUCUCAGUGUGGAAAGAGUUUCACUGAAAAAGUAGCCCUUAACGGGCACAUGAGAAUUCACACUGGAGAAAAGCCUUUUACCUGCCAACAGUGUGGAAAGAGUUUCACUCAUAAAGGAAACCUUACAAAACACAUGAGAAUUCACACUGGAGAGCAGCCUUACACAUGCUCUCAGUGUGGAAGGAGUUUUAGACAAAGAGCAACUUUUAAUGUCCACAUGAGAAUUCAUACUGGAGAGAAGCCUUUCACAUGCCCUCUGUGUGGAAAGAGUUUUGCUGAAAAAGGAAAGCUUAAAAAACAUAUGAACAUUCACACCGGAGAGAAGCCUUUCACCUGCAAACUGUGUGGAAAGAGUUUCAAUCGAAAAGUAAACCUUAAUAACCAUGUGAGAACUCACACUGGAGAGCAGCCUUUCACAUGCCCUCAAUGUGGGAAGAGUUUUACAUAUGAAACAACUUUUAUUGUCCACAUGAGAAUUCACACUGGAGAGAAGCCUUACACAUGCUCUCAGUGUGCAAGGAGUUUUAGACAAAGAGCAACUUUUAAUGUCCACAUGAGAAUUCAUACUGGAGAGAAGCCUUUCACAUGCCCUCUGUGUGGAAAGAGUUUUGCUGAAAAAGGAAAGCUUAAAAAACACAUGAACAUUCACACCGGAGAGAAGCUUUUCAUCUGCCAACAGUGUCGGAAGAGCUUCACAACAGAAAUAAACCUUAGGAAUCACAUGAUCAGUCACACUAGAGAGAAGCUGUUCACAUGUGAUCAGUGUGGAAAGAGUUUCACUCGGAAAGGAACACUUAAUUCCCACAUGAAGGUUCACAAUUAAUUGUGAUCAAUGUGAUUAAAACAAUCUUUGCCACACCAAACUUGCUCAUCCAUGUCUUUAUGGACCUAUCUUUGUGCACUGGUGCGCAGUUGUGAUGCCCACUAAAGUGUUAUCACAUUUGUGGUAGUUUCUGUAAUUUUAUAGUUAAUGUUUUUGAGUAUUUGUUCAGGGGUAAUGAACCUGGUUCCACCAUCCUUUCAGUAAAAUAUGUUAUAUAGAGGUCAGGAGUAAUUGUGGAGUUCGCCAACAGGGGGUAGUGUGGCGCUUAUUGUGCUCCAGGGGGCUUUACGUCAGUUUGGUCCGGUUUGCGGUUUUCCUCUUUCUGCUGAGCGAGAUGAAAAACUGACGCAGAGUUUGCCCCGUCUCAUUUAUUUCUCCUGUUUCCAGGUUGGUGGAAUAGUAAAUUAAGCUAAGUACCUGAAGUGUAAUAUGUUGACAUGUCGCUGAAUGUUUUAAUGUCCGCUAUUAAGGCUGUUUUAUGAAUAUGUGGACAUAUAUGUACAUAUAGCAGUAGCCGCAUUUUUGCGCCUAUUAACGUCACCUGUUGCUACCAAAGUCACGUCAGACAGAGUUUUAUUUUUAGCUCCUUGAACAUUUUUGUAAAGACUUAAUACUUUUGAAAUGUAUGAUAUUGUGUAAAAUGUUAAAAGCUAAUGUUAAAAACAAAUGUGAUAUAUUUUAAAAGUGGUUCAAAAUAAGUUUAAAAUCUGUCAGCUCAUGCAUUUUGGGAAGAGUAAAAAUGACUUUAGCUGGAAAUGGAAAAUGCAUUUAGGAACCAUAUGUGAUAACCUAAACUGUUUUAUUUUGAGUUGCAAAGAGACAACUUACAGGGUAACAGUGGUUGUCAUUUUGAUUUAUUUAGUCACACAAAACUUAUAACUCAGUAUUUGCUGAAAGAUGAAAAAAAGACAAAUUGUAUUUUAUUUUGAAGUCGUGUUUAUUUCAUAAUGAACAUUGAGUGUUUGUAACAGAGGAGGAUUUAAAUUGUGAAUGUCUAAUAAAUCCUCUUUCUGCUGAGCGAGAUUAAAAAAACGGACGCAGAGUUUGCGCUGUCUCAUUUAUUUCUCCUGUUUCCAGAGAGAGCAUAUAAGCUGUUUACGUGGUGCCAGCUGGUAUCUGUAA